AUGACAGAACCCAAAGUUCCAUUUGGAAAGCAAUUUAGACAGAAGUACUUCGCAAAAUUAGACCCUAAUGUUGUUAAUGUUAAUCAUGGAUCGUUCGGCUUAACCCCGGACUUGAUUUUAAAUUCCUAUUUAAAGAAUAUUGAAAAGCAAAGCUUAUUUCCUGAAAAAGCGAUAAGAUACGAGAACAGAGACGAUUAUGUUAAGGCCUUAAAAUUGGUGGCCGACGAACUCUUAUUAAAUUGUGACUACCAUAAUUUGGCUAUUUUGGAGAAUUCCAGUACGGCAAUUGAUACAAUUUUGAGAUCUUAUCCAUUUGUUAAAGGCGACAAAUUUGUAAUUUCGUCAACAACUUACAGGGCAUGUGCUAAUACUGUUAAGUUUUUGGAGAAUAGGAUUGGAAUUGAAGUUAUCUUAAUAGAACUUAAUUUUCCUUUAACCAAUGCUGAAAUUUUAGACAAAUUUAGAGAUGAAUUCGAAAAGAACUCACCGAAAUUAUGUUUAUUCGAUAUAGUAUCAUCUCAACCUGCCAUUAGAUUUCCCUUCGAGAAAAUCACGGAAUUGUGUAGAGAAUAUGGUGUAUUAUCUCUUGUUGAUGGUGCUCACGGUAUUGGUCUUGUCGAAUUGUCGUUAAAAGAUUUAAAGCCUGACUUUCUUGUCACGACCUUGCAUAAGUGGCUUUAUGUUGAAAGGGGAUGUGCAGUUCUUUAUGUUGAUCCAAAGCAUCAGAGAAAGAUUCAUACAAUGCCUAUUUCUUUCUCCUAUUUAGAUGAUAAUGAACCCUUAGAAACUGAAGAAUUGAAUAAAAUGAGAUUCAUCAAUACAUUCCACUAUACUGGAACAAAAAAUAAACCGAAUAUUCCUAUUAUUGGAGAAGCUAUUCUGUUUAGGAAGGAUAUAUGUGGGGGUGAAUCUGUAAUUCGAAAAUACUGUGAAGGUUUAAGCCACGAGGUUGUUGAACUAUUUACUAAAAAGAUUUGGCCUGGUACUACUUACUUAGAUAAUGAAGACGGUUCAGCAAUUACGGCAAUGGUCAACAUAGAAAUCCCUAUAGAGCAAUAUGCUACAAAAGACUUUGAUAGAAGUGAUUUGAAACGAUAUUUGCUUUAUCUCGAGGAACGUAUUUGUUUUAAGCAUAAUACUUUCGUCCCUUUUAGCGUUAACAAUGGCAAAGCAUACGCUAGAUUUUCAUGUCAAUUAUAUAAUGACAUAGAUGACUACAUUUAUGCUGGAGAGAUAAUCCUGAAGGAACUUAAGGAAUUUUUCGAUAAUGAAGUAUACAACGAUUUAAAGUCUACGCCUAAAAGUGGGGCAGUCUUUUUGGCGGUAGACAAAUUAUCCAUUAAAUAG
Debaryomyces hansenii CBS767 is the source of this 1347-nucleotide messenger RNA. RefSeq names its product DEHA2D13750p. The record is from RefSeq and is a predicted model, not a curated record. The coding region runs from base 1 to 1347 and encodes 448 amino acids. The transcript has a single exon. Lineage: Eukaryota; Fungi; Ascomycota; Pichiomycetes; Serinales; Debaryomycetaceae.